AUGAUGAAUUCGUUGUUCGGCAUCGGCUGGGCAUUGGUUGCUCUAUACUUUAACCUUUAUCGGCGCGAUUGGUGCGUCAUCUGGCUGUUUGCGCGCAUUGUGCAGGUUUUUCAGUAUACGGGCCAGAAGCUGGUAGAUGCGGGCAACUUCUGGGCGCUCAUGUUCUUCAUCAUGGCAUUGGCCCUGUCGGACUUCUAUCUUGUCGUUGGUUAUUGCUCGAAUCGAAUAUCAUUGAACGUGGCCUCGAACUACCGCCAGGAGUACUUCCGACAGUUUGCUGCCCUAGUAGGCGCGUCCGGUUGUGGUAAAUCGACCAUAAUAUCCCUCCUGGAACGGUUCUACCAGGUCUCGAGCGGGGAGAUUUUAAUUGGCGGGGAGAACAUCAAUUCAAUCGAUCUAUCGUCGUAUCGAUCGUCUCUCGCCCUCGUGUCGCAGGAGCCGCAGUUGUUCGACGGCACCAUCCGAGACAAUCUCCUCCUGGGCCAUGCCAACCCGGAGACCAUCCCGGAGUCACAGAUAGUCCAGGCAUGCAGGGACGCGGAGAUUCACGACUUUAUCGCUUCCCUUCCGGAUGGCUAUAACACCGCCCUCGGGACUAAUUCCCAGGCGGCCAUGAGCGGAGGGCAGAGGCAGCGGGUGUGCAUUGCCCGCGCGCUGGUCCGGAGACCUUCCGUUCUUCUCCUUGAUGAGGCCACCUCUAGCCUGGAUUCCCAGUCGGAACGCCUUGUGCAAGGGGCAUUGGAGCGGCUGGCAAAGAAACGCGACAUGAUUAUCAUCACAGUGGCACAUCGGCUGGCAACCAUCCAAAAGGCGAAUCCAAUCUUCGUGCUGGGUCGCGAUCAAGAGGAUGGACAUACCAAGGUGCUUGAGAGUGGAUCACACGCACAGCUUAUACUGAAGCGGGCAGCAUAUUGGGAAAUGUGUCGUGCGCAAGCUCUCGAUCGAGGUAUUGAAUAG
Aspergillus versicolor CBS 583.65 is the source of this 957-nucleotide messenger RNA. Its product is annotated as putative ABC multidrug transporter. Gene Ontology annotation, cellular component: membrane. The record is from RefSeq and is a predicted model, not a curated record. Gene Ontology annotation, biological process: transmembrane transport. Lineage: Eukaryota; Fungi; Ascomycota; Eurotiomycetes; Eurotiales; Aspergillaceae. Gene Ontology annotation, molecular function: ATP binding; ATP hydrolysis activity; ATPase-coupled transmembrane transporter activity. The transcript is spliced from 4 exons. The coding region runs from base 1 to 957 and encodes 318 amino acids.